AUGUAAAAUUAAUAUCAAAAAAAGUCGGCAAUAUUUCAUUAUAUAAAUAACAAUAAAAAACAAUUAGUUGAAAAUUAAUCUUCUGAAUAGACUAAUUAUGAUGAAAUUGAAUUUGAAUUUCAUUAAAAGUAAUAAUCUAUUCAAAAUUUGAAAAUUUAUUAGCCUGAUAUAUGCAAGUGCAACAUUUAAGAAAUCAGUGCUACUAAUUAAGAAUUUUAAAUUUAAUAAAAACAAUAGUAAGAUAAAGUUAUCGAAUGUGAAUAAGAAUAAAAAUGUGUUUAAUAAAAAGAUACUUCAACUUUAAAUUUGAAUGAUAUAGAGUUAUCUUUCGAAUUAUUAAAAGGAGAAAAUGCAAUUUCAGAUAUUCUCAAAAUUAAAAUUUCUUAAACGAAAUCUGAUGCAUCUUUACAUGAUAUACUUAAUAUCUUAUAAAAUAUUGAAAUUUAAAAUGUAAAUAGUAUAUCAGAUAAAAGCAAUUAAGAGUAAAUUGAAUGGAAAGUUAACUACAACAUAAUAGGAAACAUAGGACCAUUCUACAACCUUUAUGCAAGAAAAUCUCCAGAUUAAGCAUAUGAAUUUCAUUUUUACAUUUUCAAAAACGCGGAAAUAAUUAAAAGCAAAGACCUAAACAAAUAAUAAAUAUUUUAAAAUUCACUCUAUCAAAAACAUUUAUCUGUGUCUAAUUUAGAAUAUUUUCAUUUAAAUAACAUUGAUGAUCUCAAAAAUUAGAUCAAUAAAUAAAGCUCAAAUUGCUCUAUUGACAUCAAAACAAAUGAAGAAAGUAGCCAUCAAGGAAGAGAUCUUGUAAAAUUAGAAUUUUAAAAUAUCAAAUGCAACUCUUUUUUAGAAAAAGAUAGCUUUUCUCUUUAAUCAUCUGUAAACCAAUCUAUGAUUCCGUUUUAAAAAAGUACGUAUUCAAGUAUAGUAUCAUCAAAUAAUUACAAGUAUUAGUUUAAAACUAAAUUUAUAAAAUAAAAUAACAAAACUGAUGACCUCUACACCGAGAAAAAAUUCAUAGUAACAAAUUUAUGA
Molecule: messenger RNA, 1032 nt
Organism: Tetrahymena thermophila SB210
Lineage: Eukaryota; Ciliophora; Oligohymenophorea; Hymenostomatida; Tetrahymenidae
Exons: 2
Source: RefSeq, a predicted model, not a curated record